AUGGGUCGUAAAUUCUUCGUCGGAGGAAACUUCAAGAUGAAUGGCACGGUAUCCAGCAUCAAAGACAUUGUCCACAAUAUAUCUACAGCCAAAACAGACCCCAAUACCGAAGUGGUAGUUGCUCCUCCAGCUCUCUACCUCCUCCUCACUCGUGAACAUCUCGACCCGAAAUUCGAAGUGGCAGCUCAAAAUAUCUUUGACAAGCCCUCCGGCGCCUUCACAGGCGAAAUCUCAGCCUCCCAACUCAAAGCUAGUGGGAUCAAUUGGACAAUACUUGGGCAUAGUGAGCGACGAACGGUACUCAGGGAAGAUGACGACUUCAUUGCCAGCAAGACGAAAAGUGCCAUCGAGCAGGGAAUUGGUGUGAUACUCUGUUGUGGAGAGAGUUUGGAGGAGCGAGAGAAGGGCACUACAGUCGAUGUGGUCACGAGACAGCUGGACGCAGUCAAUAAGAUGGUAGACAAGGAAGCGUGGAAGAAUAUCGUCAUUGCCUAUGAACCAAUCUGGGCAAUCGGCACGGGCAAAGUGGCUACUACUGAACAAGCACAGGAAGUCCAUGCCGCCAUUCGUGACUGGCUAUCAAAGUCUGUCAGCUCUGAAGCUGCUGAGAACACGAGGAUCAUCUAUGGAGGAAGCGUCAGCGACAAGAAUUGCCGAGAGCUGGCCAAAGAGAAGGAUAUUGAUGGCUUCUUGGUCGGUGGUGCCAGUCUGAAGCCUGCUUUUGUCGACAUCAUCAACGCGAAUCAGUAG
Endocarpon pusillum Z07020 is the source of this 750-nucleotide messenger RNA. RefSeq names its product Triosephosphate isomerase. Gene Ontology annotation, molecular function: triose-phosphate isomerase activity. Gene Ontology annotation, biological process: gluconeogenesis; glycolytic process; glycerol catabolic process. The coding region runs from base 1 to 750 and encodes 249 amino acids. Gene Ontology annotation, cellular component: cytosol. The record is from RefSeq and is a predicted model, not a curated record. The transcript has 4 exons. Lineage: Eukaryota; Fungi; Ascomycota; Eurotiomycetes; Verrucariales; Verrucariaceae.